Molecule: messenger RNA, 247 nt
Organism: Meloidogyne enterolobii
Lineage: Eukaryota; Metazoa; Nematoda; Chromadorea; Rhabditida; Meloidogynidae
Source: the annotation of a GenBank genome assembly
UAUGGUAGCCCUGACAAUUGCCCUAAAAGAUUUCCUGCUGGUUGUUGUGUUGAUGGAAUCUGCCGUACUAAGAAAAAAGGUUGUAACUGCAGUGGAUGUUGCUGAAGUUGUGAGGGGGCUGGAUAAAAAGAAUAUUGAAGAACUAACGAAUUUUUGUGAAAAAAGAGUUAAUCAAAUCUAUGUUUCGGACGAAAAUUUAAUAUUAAUAAAGGAGCUUGGCUAUACUUUUUUGUCGAAAAAAAGAUAG